Messenger RNA from Ceratosolen solmsi marchali, 1795 nucleotides. Its product is annotated as zinc finger protein 615. Gene Ontology annotation, molecular function: protein binding. The coding region runs from base 1 to 1509 and encodes 502 amino acids. The transcript has 6 exons. Gene Ontology annotation, cellular component: nucleus. NCBI's taxonomy places the organism in Eukaryota, Metazoa, Arthropoda, Insecta, Hymenoptera, Agaonidae. Gene Ontology annotation, biological process: regulation of transcription by RNA polymerase II. The record is from RefSeq and is a predicted model, not a curated record.
AUGUAUAGUACAAAAUAUGCAGUUAUAAAAGAAGAUAUAGAGUAUGAGAAUAUUGUUACAGAGAAAAUAGGCAUUCCCGCUUCGGAGAAUUUCCAGCUGAAGUGGCAUAGUUAUGGAGCUCAUCUUCAUAGCUCCGUAGCAACGUUGCUGCAUUCUGAGUCCUUUGCCGAUGUUUUAUUAGCUACAUCUUGUGGGAGACAUGUAGCAGCCCAUAGAUUUGUAUUGGCUGCUUGUUCUUCGUAUCUAAGUCACAUUUUCCAAACAUGCCACUUUGGCGCAAACACAAAUGCUCCAAUUAUUGUUGUUUUACCAACGGAAAUUGGAUAUCGAACGCUGAAAAUUCUGAUCCAAUACAUGUAUAGUGGUGAGACAACCGUGACAAAUGAUCAACUUGAAGGUGUUUUAAAAGCAGGAGAUAUCCUACGGGUUCGAGGUCUGUGGCGAUCCAACUCGGGCAGUAAGAAGGAGAACAUUCAAUCGAACAAUCAAAAAGUUAAUAGGGAUAAGCGAGAGCAGCCCCCGUUAGCCGGUCAAUUGCAAAAGAUCAAACUCAUUCAGCCAACUUCGGAGAAAAUCGUCGAGCCUGUGCAACAGGCCGAAUCGAGCUCCACCAUUCAGAAUUCCGUGCCGUCAGCUAUUAAGACAUAUGAGAAAAAAAAUGCAGCGAAAAAUUUGUUGGAUAAGGAAGAUCAGAAUGGCGAGUUGACAGAUAGCAAAAAGUCCUUGGACGAAGGCAAAAGCAACGAACAAACGAAAAAUAAGGAGAACGUUGAAGCGAACGGGAAAAAACGAAAAAAUACGGGCAGUGAUGCAGACUCAACUAAAUCUAGGAGUGAAGCUGGAGAUAGCACCGAAUUGAAUCUCGAAAUGUUGGUAAAAGAAGAGCCGAUUACUUGGGAAGAGACCAUCGAUCCAUCUGAUACGCUAACUAUAGAUCAUGAUAUUGAUAUAAAACCUGAAAUAGUGCAUAGUGCUGAUGAAGAUGGUGAGAUGGAAGAAGAAGAGUACACGCCUCUUACCUGUGACAUGUGUAGUCAAACCUUUAAUAGACCUUCCGAUUGGGUAAGACACAUAGAAUUUACACAUGCUGAUAUGACAGAAAAUAGAAGAAGAAAACGAAAGGGUGAUCCAGACGACGAUAGUAAAGAUUUUCCACCAUUGAAGUGUGAUUUAUGUGGAAAUAUGUACCCAACACCACAAGAAUGGGUACGUCACAUACAAACUGAACACACUGAAGAACAAUUAGCUCUAAUGAAUAAUUCUGCGCCGCCGAAACCUAAACGAGUUCACAGUCAUCAAAAGUUAUGUAACAUUUGCCAGAAAGUAUUUCCAAGUCAUGCAUCUAUGGUAAUACAUCAGAGGACACAUACAGGUGAAAGACCAUUUCUCUGUUCCUAUUGCAAAAAAGGCUUUAAUGUGAAAAGCAACCUUUUGAGGCAUUUGAGAACUUUACACGAUAAAUUCGUGCAUCCAAGCUUAUAUGGAAGUAACGGAAACAAAAAUGCUUAAAGAAUAUUUCAGUAUGAAGUAAAGUAAUAUAUUUUUCUUUUAAAAAAAGGAACUAAAAAUAAAAAGCUCAAUCAUAAAACAGUGAUUAAGGCAAUGAAUGCAAUUUUGUUGAAUUUUCGAGUUGUAAAAAUAAUGAAACCAGUGGUCUGACGCUUUCAAAUAAAAUAAAAUUUGUAAGCUUUUAUCUUAAGCCAAGGUAUUGGUAGAAGUUAAAUUUGUGUUCGUCUUUAUUUAUGAAUGCAUUUUUGAUAAUUGUAUUGCGCUAUUAAAAUACUUCUUACAUGUA